Molecule: messenger RNA, 3704 nt
Organism: Caenorhabditis angaria
Lineage: Eukaryota; Metazoa; Nematoda; Chromadorea; Rhabditida; Rhabditidae
Source: the annotation of a GenBank genome assembly
AUGACAAUCCCAAUUCAAAGUCAACGAAACACAAUCCAAUAUCGAUUCAAAAAUGUGAAAGACUGGGAUGGAGAAAUGAAAUAUAGCGAUGAUUUCGAAAUAAACAAUGUCAAAUGGAAAAUUGGAUUACAAUUGAAAGAGCGAAAUCAUCCAUAUAUUUAUCUCAAUUGCACUUCGAUGGAAAACGAAAAAACUGCGAAAAUUUGUGCAGCCAAUAUUGAAUUUGCAAUCUUGAAACAAUCUGGAAAUAAUGAUCAUUUGAGAAAAAUGUUGGGCGAAACUCAAUAUUUUGUUGAUGGAGAUUGUGAAAAAGGAACUUAUUUGGAUAAUUCGAGUUGGAUGAACAUUCAAAAUGAGUGCUAUCGAAUUGUUGAAAAUGACUCGAUUGUAAUCGAGAUAAACUUCGAUUUUACAUUUUGCGACUUUUCCAAAAAUAUUCCGAAUUACACGGAUUUCAUUCUUGAAAUCGAAGAUGUGGAUUUGCAUAUUAAUAAAGGAGUAAGUUUAUUUGUAAACACCGUGACGCCAAAAUGCACACAAAAACCUUGUUUUUUCCAGUUAUUAUGCUCAUGCUCCGAUUAUUUCUACAAUCUUCUCAUCGACGAUAAUUGCACAGAAGAAAUCAACAAAAUGCAAAUCAAUGAUGUGAAAUUGAUUGAUUUCAUGAAACUUUUGAUGUUUAUGCAUCCAAAUUAUCAAAUUAUGACGAACAAAAUCGAAAAUGCUCAACUCAAAUUUCGCGAAUUCGAGAAAUAUCUCAAUUUGGCUGAUCAAUUCAAAAUGCGCUCGAUUUUUCUGAAAAGUGCAUUGGAACUUCAAGCGAUGUGCAACAACAAGAAAAACGAGAAUAAUUUCGCAAAUUCUUAUGGUAAUAUUGGUGUGAUUAUGAAAUGCAUCAAAUUUGCCGACAAAUAUAAUUAUCCCAACAUUUUGGUGAGUUUUUAUCAUUUUUUUCUGUAUUUUAUAAGUUAAAAUGUUUAUUUUUUUGCAGGAGCCAUGUUUCGAUCUUUUCAAGACUUCGAGAGAAAUCAAAAGAGCGACAGAAACUGUCGAAUUUCACAGCAAAUUUUUCACUACGCAUUUUCUCAUUGCACAAUUUCACGUGUCGCUACAGUAUUUUCGCAAAAAAAUGUCUUUUUUUGUGUUUUUUUUCACAAAAAAUGUGUUUUUGAAGCCGAAACCGAAGGAAACAUGCUCAAACUACAUUUUUAGAAGUAGUUGAUAAUUUUUCAAGUAGUAAUAGUUUUUUGAAUCAAAAGUUUAUUGUCUUUCCUGGGAAAAUCGAGAAAAAUAUGGAGAAACGUCAUUUUGAGCGGAAUUAGAAGAUUAAUAAGCAAUUAUCUGUCUUCCGGACCUCCCUCAACCCUUCUUUGCUCAAUUCUGAUAGUGAAAAAUCAACUUUUCCCUGAAAUUCGGGUUCAAAUCCUCAAAAAACGAGUAAAAACAGGAUUUUAUUAGGCUCCGCCCAGAUGUGUGUGCCGCGUGAAAAACACAUUCUGCAAUGAUUUUUUUAUUUGAGGUCACGUAGAAAAAAAUUUGCUGUGAAUUUGAUGGACUUUGCCAAACUUCGAAGGUUCAACUUUUACGUCGUCUUUUGAAUUUUGUUUCAUGAGGAAUAUAAAUAGAAAUAGUUUUAUAUAUGAUUCUUGUGAAUGAUUUUUGCCCUCAACUAAUUACUUACUUAUGAUAUAUUAUGUUCAAAAUGUUUAUUGCCACGUCAUAAAUAAUUUUUCUACUGCUUUAAAUUUCUGAAUUAACAAUUUCCAAAUUGCCACGUCAUAGUUCACUUUCAAUUUUACUUGAAAACUUUCAUGAAAUGCAUUUUGCGACAAAACUUGAAAAAGUUCAAACCUCCAAAUUUUUUUCCAUUUCUAGGUACUGUGGGAUGAAAUGUGUGCAAACACCGCGCGCGCGGAAUUUUGAAUUUUGUUUUAAAAAAAAUUUUUGUUUUUCAGUUUUUUUUCUCCAGUUUUUCACUUCACUUCGCUUUUUCGCUUGUUGCCAGCCUCCAAAUUCAAAAUCAAUUUUCAGAUGAGUUCCCCGGUCGAAAGUCAAAAGCACACAAUCAAAUAUCAAUUCGAAAAUGCGCCGAAUCUCAACGAAAUCAUGAAAUACAGCGAGAUUUUCGAAUUAAACGAUACCAAAUGGAAAUUUGGGAUAAAAGUGACACAAAACAAAAUGAACGUAUUCCUCAAUUGUUUGUCAUUGGAAAAUGAAAAAGGAAAGAUUUUGGCGGUCGACGCGGAAUUCGUUUGGAUGCGGCAAAUUGGAGAAAAUGAUCAUUUCAGAAAGAAUUUGACGAAAACUGAAUAUUAUGUUGAUGGAGAUUCGGAGAAGGGAAUUGUUUUUGAUUCAUUUUAUUGGUCAGUUAUGGAAAAUUGAUUGUUGUAUUGAAACACGACCGCAACGCACACGCGUCGCGAGACAAUGUUGUCUGGUAGAUUUUGACCCGCUGAUCUAUUAGAGAACAUUGUCUCGCGACGCGUGUGCGUUGCGGUCCUGCUGAAAACUAUGAAAAUUGAAAUUUUCAACUUUGCCACGCCAUAACUCAUCACAUUUUUGCAGGCCCCAUAUCAACGAGCCAAAUUGCCGUUUUCUCAAAAACAAUUCGAUCAAACUCGAAGUGAAUUUCGAAUUUUUCGUGCACGAUUUUUCGAAAAAAAUCGAUAAUUACACGGAUAUUAUUCUCAAAGUCGAAAAUGUUGAUUUGCAUAUCAACAAAGGGGUUAGUUUGAAUCUUUCUCUUUGAAAAUUCAAUUUCAGGUUGAAAAAUUGAUUUAAUUUCAGGUCUUAUGCUUCUCCUCCGAAUACUUCUACAAUCGUUUGAUCAAUUCGCCAAAAAACGAGGAAAAUACUGAAAUUGUUGCGAUUGAUGAUGUGAAAGUUGUGGAUUUUAUGAAACUUUUGCUGUUUUUGAAUCCGAAUACUGCAUUUUUGCCAUCGAAACUUGUCACUUUUUUGAACUGUGAGUUUUUUGAGGGAAAAGGAAGGAAAAUUCAAAUUUCUAGAUCAGAUUUUUGUGCUUAAAAUGGAGAAAAUCAUGAUUUCCAGCAUUUUCAGCACAAAAUUUUGAUCUAGUAAUUUUUCUCAAGUAAAAUAUACUAGUUCUAAUGAGGAUUCGAUCCCCUGACCUCUCACCUCAAAAAUCCUCAUUUCUAUAUCAAAAUAUCGUGCUAAAAAUGAUGAAAUAGCUGAAAAUAAUCGAAAAUCACUAUUUCCAGCAUUUUCAGCUCUAAAUCCCUCAUUUUUUUUGCAGCCGAAGACCUCGAAACCUAUUUCCUUCUGGCCGAUCGUUUCAAAAUCAAAGCAGUUCACUCAAAAAUCGCGUUGGCUCUCAAAUCGAUUUUCGAAAAUAGUCAAUAUUUUGUGGCGUCGCCAGUUUUGCUCGAUUUCACAAUUAAAUGCAUCGAAUUUGCCGAUCAAUACGAUUAUCCAAUUUUAUUUGUGAGUUAAUUAAUUAAUUAAUUAAAAUUUAAAGGAACAUAGCUUUAUUUAUACUCAAAAAAUGCGAAAUUUCACCUAAAAUUCAAAAAUUAAUAAACAUUUACCUACUAAUUACCCUAAUUAAUUAAAAUUUACAGGAAACCUGUUUGGACUACUUCAAAUCAGCUCACGACAUCAAAUUCGCCGCAAAAACUCCGGAAUUCGACGGACUUAGCCAAUAUUCCAAAGUUCAGCUUUUGCGCAGACUUUUGAAAUUCUAA